AUGCCAUUUGUAACGUCGGAGGGAGGAAUUACUCAAGUGGAAACUGUGAGGUUGAGUGAAGCCCGAAGAAGCACAGAGAACCUCCGAGCCGCCGUGUUGGAAGGGGUAUAUACUCACUAUGCUGAGAAGGCGGGCAUAGAGGAUGAGGAGUUCGACCCAGACGAGUAUGUGGAGAUGAUAGAGAAAGGACCCGGGCCUAGUCUGGCUGAGAGGCGUCUUGUGAGAUAUGCCUUCCUCAAUGGCUAUGAUGAUGCUCUCCUCGCCGUCGAGAAGGGUGAGCUAUCAGGGCGUUCAGACCGAGUUAAAGAGGAAGUGGCAGCUGUCUACGUUGACCUCCAUCCUCGGGAGCUUUCUUACGGAGUCCCAACGGCAUGUAAAUUUGAACCCGCCGGUCUAUUGCCUGUACCCCAGAAUCUACAGCUAGAUGAUGCACCGCGGUGCUCUAUCGAAAAGUAUGACAAGGUCAUGUCGGCCAAUCAGCCUCCACCAUGCGAUGCGGAGGACAGAAGUAGGUGA
Molecule: messenger RNA, 516 nt
Organism: Perkinsus marinus ATCC 50983
Lineage: Eukaryota; Perkinsozoa; Perkinsida; Perkinsidae
Exons: 1
Coding region: 1-516 (171 amino acids)
Source: RefSeq, a predicted model, not a curated record